Messenger RNA from Penicillium verhagenii, 1005 nucleotides. Its product is annotated as ketoreductase sphI. Bases 1 to 1005 code for a protein of 334 amino acids. NCBI's taxonomy places the organism in Eukaryota, Fungi, Ascomycota, Eurotiomycetes, Eurotiales, Aspergillaceae. The record is from RefSeq and is a predicted model, not a curated record. The transcript has 2 exons. Gene Ontology annotation, molecular function: oxidoreductase activity, acting on the CH-OH group of donors, NAD or NADP as acceptor.
AUGGGAGAACUGAUCUUCAUCACCGGCGCAUCUGGGUUUCUUGGGAGCGCAACUGCCGUGGAAGCAUUGAGGCAAGGAUACAAACUGCGGAUCUGUCUUCGAGGACCGUGUAAAAAACUGGAGACCCUGCUUUCAAGAUACAGCACUGAUGUGGAAUUUGUCAUUGUACCCGACUUCACGAACGAAGCGGCAUUCUCAGGGCAACUUGACGGGGUGGACUACAUCCUGCAUCUGGCCUCACCCGUUCCCCACGGCACAGAGAGCGAGUAUUAUUUCGUCGCUUCAAAGAUAACGACUAACGUGCUUCAAGAGGCUACCAGAGCCAGGAGUAUAAAAAAGGUCGUGGUCAUGUCAUCUCUUGCAUCAUUGCUUCCUGUUGGAGUACUCAUAACUGAUAGCAUUGUCAAAGAGCAUAAUCCCUGGAACAUCACGGUGGAUGAGGCCGCAGACUUCACUGUCUUCAAGGACUCUACAACGACAGCCAUGAAUUUAUAUCAUGCUUCCAAGUUACUUGCUAAUAAAGUGACGUGGGAAUUUUGGAAAAAUCGGCGCCCGCAUUAUAGCCUAGUGGUAUUACAUCCAGGCUUCACAUUUGGACACAACCUUAUGCAAACAAAUGCCGAGGAAAUCAGAUCAACAUCCAACGAGGGUUUUUGGCAGACAAUCACGAGUGGCACACAGGCCAUAGGGCUCAACUGUGUCCAUAUUCGAGAUGUUGCCGAGGCCCAGAUUAGAGCCUUGAGUCCGAAUGUAGUUGACGGCUCAUCCUAUCUUCUUGCGCCAAACAAGUCGACGUGGAGGGAGGUCGCGGAGAUUGUCCAACGAAAUUACCCAGAUACCGAUGCAAAAAUCACAGCUGGCAUCAAGGAAAACCAAUCAUUGCCUUUUUUGUCAACCGACUGUAGUAGAGCUGAAGUCGAAUUGGGGAUGAAAUGGCGGUCUAUGGAUGAAAUGGUGCGAGAUGUCAUAGAUCAGCAGCUUGCAAUUUCCAGACAUGUCGGAUAG